CCUCUCCGCGCCGUCCCCGCUGCGCGGUUCGGCCUUCGGUUGCGUUCGGCUCCCGCAGGCUCUCGGCCCGGCGUCCCUCGGCCCCCGCCUCCCCGGCCGUCCAGGAGGAGCCCAUGGCUGGGCCCACCACCCACGUGGCCCCCAUGCUGUUCCUUGCCCUCCUGGCGUUUCUGGAGCUGAGCCUGGCCGGCUCCCUGGGCCCUGGAACCCCUGCUCGAAACCUCCCUGAGAAUCACAUCAGCUUCCCAGGCCCAGCACUGUGGACGCCUCCGGCCAGCCACCACCAUCGGCGGGGCCUGGGCAAGAAGGAGCGGGGGCCAGGCAUGCCUGGCCGGGCCCAGGAUGGAGCUGUGGGCACCUCCACCAGGCAGGCCUCCAGGCUGCCAGGGGCAGGGGGGCUGCUGCCUGGGCAAAGUCCUGCAGGCCUGCUGCAGGACAAGAGUCUGCUCCUGGGGCUGGCCCUGCCCUACCCUGAGAAGGAGAACCGGUCUCCAGGGAAGAGACGCGGCAGGGAGCACAAGAGACGCAGGGAGAGGUUGAGACUGCACAGAGGCCGAGCCUGGGUCCGAGGCCCCAGCUCCCUCAUGAAGAAGGUGGAGCUCUCCGAAGGCCAGGCGCUGGACGCUGCCAUGGAGGAGUCGUCCACCAGCCUGGCCCCGACCAUCCUCUACCUCACCACUUUGGAGGCAGCACCUGCCACGGAAGAGUCCCUGAUCCUGCCUGUCACAUCCCUGUGGCCCCAGGCUCAGCCCAGGCCUGACGGGGAGGUGAUGCCCACGCUGGACAUGGCCUUGUUCGACUGGACCGAUUAUGAAGACUUAAAACCUGAGGCCUGGCCCUCUGCCAAAAAGAAAGAGAAGACCCGGGGUAAACUCUCCAGUGAUGGCAACGAGACAUCCCCAGCCGAAGGGGAGCCGUGCGACCAUCACCACGACUGCCUGCCAGGGACCUGCUGUGACCUGCGGGGGCACAUCUGCAUGCCCCACAACCGGGGCCUCAACAACAAAUGCUUCGACGACUGCAUGUGUGCGGAAGGGCUGCGCUGCUAUGCCAAGUUCCACCGGAACCGCAGGGUCACGCGGAGGAAGGGGCGCUGUGUGGAGCCCGAGACGGCCAACGGCGACCAGGGAUCCUUCAUCAACGUCUAGUGGCCCAGCUUGAGGCGCCUCCCCGCAGGCCUGGGGACUGAGCGCUGGAGGUUUGGAGAAGCGACAGUUUGUUUAUAACUAGCGGUGGGAGAGCAAAUGGGGGACCAGAUGUCUGAGGCUGCAGGCUCCUACCCAGGACCCGAUCCAGGACCCGCAGCCCUGGGAGGGGAGCGCUGGGGAACUGCCUCUGCCCUGGAGCCGAUUAGCAGCUCGUCUGCAACCCACACCCCUGGAGGACCCGCAGGGCCUGAGCCACCGGUGCCCUGUCCUCCGCGAUGGCGAUGUCGAUAGUGCCCUCUACUGUCCGACCGCAGCACUGCAACAGCUCCAAGUUUUAAAAGUGAAGAAGUUUUUGAACGGAAAAGAAAUGGGAACUUGGGUGGGAGAUGAACACGAAACACCUCUUUUGUGCCAGGCACUGUGCUAAAUGCGUGACAUACGUUAUCCCGCGACCUCUUCGCCAUCUUCCCGGUGAGGAAACAGCGCCACCGUUGAGUCAUCUGACCUGCCCGAGGUCCCAGCGCAGUGCUCCUCAAACCUUAACCUGUGUCCCAGCCCUCUGGGGUCGGGUGCAAAUUCAGAUUCCUAUCCAGCCGAUUCUGCCUUCCCCACACCGCUGGUCCCCGGCCCCACCGAGAGCUCCCACCGUGUCUUGGGGAGCAGACGUGGAGUUGUGAUCGGAACCUGGCCCAACGUUUCGGGCUCCACACAGCGUUCUUGCUCCUUCACAACUAAGGACUAUUGCCGGCUCUCCAGGGCUUUCAGGGAGAGAGGCGUGUUCCCUGCUAGUCCUUUCUCUGGGUGAAGCUGCAAUGACUGACCGCUCUCCUCCUUCCCUGGACAGCUGGGCAUCAUCUUUCAAACAGAACCAAAUCUGCGCUAAGCACCUGCUUGUCUGUCAGUACGGCGUGGUCUGGGCAGAUGGGCCCCUGCCCCCCAGGAGCUGGCAUGCUGAGCCGGGACGGGUUCCUCGCAUUCCUCCAGCCCUGCUCACCCUGUCCUGGCACAUGUGCCUCAGAGUUGCCCCAGCACCGUCCACCCCCGGGGUUACUGAUUCCAGAGGGGAAAGGGAGAGAGAGAUAGAAACAUCAGUGAUGAGAGAGAUUCAUGGAUUGGCUGCCUCCUGUACACCCCCCAUUGGGGAUGAGCCCACAAGCCGGGUAUGUGCCCGACCAGGAAUCCAACCGUGACUCCUGGUUCGUAGGCUGACACUCAACCACUGAGCCACACCAGCCGGGCAGUUCUUUAGCUUUUGUAGUUCAUGCCCUUGGAGAAUGUAAUGCAAGCAGGGAUUCAAAGCACACACACAUCGCCAUAGGCACCCUACACCUUAGUGGCUCCCAGGCCUUCCGGAGACCCUGCCAGGACCCCCACCCCACACUUCUGCCACAAAGCCCACUGAGGAGUUGGGGCCUCUCUGAGGUUGUGCUUGAGGAUAACUGCCCCCCACAGGCCAGACCCAGGAUGCCCACCCAGGACGUCUCUCCACGCAGAGCUGGCUCUAGGGACCGCCUGACGCCCCCCGCCUGGCAUCUCAUUCCUGGCCAACUCUCUGGUCCAGGGCAAACCAGGUCACAACUGACAAAAUCCCUGUCCAGCUGGAUUCCUUGCACCUGCUGGGGGGGGGGGGGGGCGGGGAGCCCACAGGAUGCCAGGGCUGUUUACUCCCCUGGGAAAAUCAGUUGGGGUCAGGGGUCUGGCACCAAGGAACACAGACUCAUCUAGCAGAAACCAAAUAGGCUUGCUCUUUUCUCCUAUUCCGGUUCGAUGGGCAUGGGCCUCUUGCCGGUGAGGCGGUGCAACUGAAAGAGAUCAAAGCCGGCUCUUUGGAAAUGGAACCCUGAGUCCGCCAGCAGAUUGUCUGUUAGGGAGCAGACAACGCCUCUGCUGUGUGUGCCUCGCAUGGGGGGCUGGUUGGAGACUGUGAUGGAGCCGUAAGGGUGUGGCUGCAGGCAGGCAGGCCAUGCAGCGUGAAGUCUGGGGGAGCGGGGGUGCUGUCAGGUGGCCCUGGACAUCGGCAGUGGGAAACAGAAGGUCAGGACAAAGCUGAAGGCCCCACGGAACUGUCACUGCCCUCGGGGGAGUUCCAUGGCUAAGAAGUGGGGCCUGGUAUCCAUUUGACCUGGCUGUCUGCAUUUGGCAUUUGCAAAGUGGGGUGGGGGCGGGGGUGGAAUCCUUUUAUCUCCAGGGGGGCCCCAAAGCCCCCUCAGUGUUUAACGAACUUCUCUGAUAAGAAGUUCUUUUUCACCCUGACCGGUUUGGCUCAGUGGAUAGGGCAUCGGCCCGCAGACUGAAAGGUCCCAGGUUCGAUUCCGGUCAAGGGCAUGUACCUUGGUUGCAGGCACAUCCCCAGUAGGAAGUGUGCAGGAGACAGCUGAUUGAUGUGUCUCUCUCAUCGAUGUUUCUAGCUCUCUAUCUCUCUCCCUUCCUCUCUGUAAAAAAUCAAUAAAAUGUAUAUUUUUUAAAAGUUUUUUCUUUUUAUAAAUAUGUUUUUAUUGAUGUUACAGAAAGGAAGGGAGAGGGAGAGAGAGAUAGAAACAUCGAUGAGAGAGAAACAUUGAUUGACUGCCUCCUGCACGCCCCCAACCAGGGAUCAAGCCUGAAACCUGGCCAUGUGCCUUGAUCAGGAAUCAAACCGGUGACCUCUCGGUUCAUAGGUCAACACUCAACCACUGAGCCACCCUGGCCAGGCAGCCAGGAAGGUCUUCCUUGUUUUCUGGGGGGGGGAGCGGGGGGAGUUCUUCCUUAGGCCUAUCUUAACUUUCUUCUGCUGGUACAGAAGCCAGUUUUCUCUGAUCCAGGGGGUCAGCAAACUUUAUCAGAAAGGGCCAGAGUGUUCCCAUAAAACUAUUUAUGGACACUGAGAUGUGAAUUUCAUAUAAUUUUCACAGGUCACAAACUGCUGUUCUUCUGUUGAUUUUCUAAAGCACAUUUAAAAAGGUAGAAACCUCGCUGAACUUGUGGGCCACACAGAAAUCGGCAGUGGGUUGGAUGUGGCCCACAGGCCACGGUUUGCAGAUCCUGCUCUAGUCCGCUCGCCUCAGUCCACGCAGGACGUUAGAAUAACCUGGGCAGCCUUCAAAGGCACCGGUGUCCAGGGGCCACCUGCAGAGAGCCCGCUGUCGUUGGUCAGGGUUGUGUCUGGGUUCCCUGUGUUUUCAAGGCUCUGCAGGUGACUAGCAGGUGGAGCCGGCCCGAGAGCUGCUCUAGGCCUGCUCCGCCUCUCACCACCUUCCUGACCUUAAGGAAGUUCCUUAAGGUCUCUGUGCCUUGAUUUCUUCAUCUGUAUAAUGGGGACAAUGACUCUUCCUUCGUAGGGGUAUUGUGGGAAGUAAUUGCAAAUCCUUAUAACGUGCUUCUAACAGUGCUGGGCACAUAAUGAGCCCCCAGUGUUACUUGAUGUAUUUUCCAGGAUAAUGUUAGGAGGUGUUUCAUUCUUUGCUAAUGAUCCAUCGCAUCGUCCAAGAUCAUUUCUAAGUCACCACUCAGGCUCCUUCCCCGAAGCAUGUCCCCUGGACCACUGGGGCCAUCAGAUGCUCCGUCAGAAAGAGGACGCGGCUUCUGGGUCCGAGGUUUGGAGAUCUGCGUGCACAGACUCCGGGCCGAGCUGGAGGUGUGCGCGGCUUGAGAUAACAGGUUCAUGAGUUUUUAAAAAUGCACCCACCCCCCGGGGGGCGGGGGGAGCUGAGCAGCGGGCCAAGUGGAAACCAGUAGCUGCUGGGACAGUCACCCGGGCCCUCCCGCAUUCCUCCUGUGGCGUCGUACCGCCGUUCCCCAGAGAUAGUCACCGUUCCCACGGGGCUGCCUUUCCAGGAUUUGUCUGGUGGCUCCCCAGGCUGCUGGGAAUGGCCUGAGGUCAGAGGCCACGAGGGCCCCUGGGAAAGUGGCCGCUUCGCUUUGGGGUGUAACUGAGACACAAGUUGGAUCGCAAAGCCACAACCCCCUCCACCUCGGAGAUGCUUCGGUGGAUCUCCCUCCCAGCAGGUGCAACACCCCCAAUGCAUCGAUGCUGCCUGGUGGGCACACAGCCCCCGGAAUGGGGUUCCCUGUGCAGCUGGAGAGGGGCGGAGAUCCACGUGCCCUGCAAGGAACACGUUGAUUCACAGAACAGCGAGGAAAGAUGGGUGCUGGGAGAGGUGGUGAGAGAGGCCAAAGAGCAAAGCAUUUCACAGGCUGGAGGGGCGCGUCCCUCUGUGGUGACCCUCACUCUCGGGGGAGAUGGCGAGGAGGGCGUCUGAGCGUGUGUGUGUGCUGCGGAGGGAGCGGCAGGAACUAGCGGUUUGCAGAACCGGGCGCUUCCAUAGUGUGUUUUCUGCAUUCUGUCAGGAUGGCUGCUGGGGUUUAGGAACCGUGGCCUCUCUGGGAGGCUUCCUGGUCCCUCCUUAUUCCCGGUGCUCAGGACCCAGCCGCGUGGCAUGGCCUGGAGCCGCGGGGAAAGGCAGGCCCCGGGGCCCACCUGCUGAAUCCGAAUCCCGGGGGAGUUUGGACAAUUUCUCCGGGGCCGUUCCCACGCGCUGUACCUGAGAGACAGGUCUGGGUCGGGAACCGUUGGGCCAGGGACAUGGGGAUGAUUCAGGGACAUUCACAGUCAGGGGGAGUUGUCAGUCCAGCUGGCCCAGCUAACUGGCCGUGACGAACUGGGAGGCCCUGCCUCGGGGCUGGAGCUGGUCUUUAUUUUUAGAGAAAAUCAAGUGGGGCGCCUGGGCCGCGGGCCCGCAGCUGGGUGUUCUGAGUCUUAGGACCUUCCUGGGGGGGUCUGCGGUCCCUCUUUAGAGUGGGAGGGGGUGCUACGCCCUCGUAGGCCUGUGUUGCAUGUGGUCUCUUGCCCUGUAAAUAAAGAGAUGAUGGUUAAUACGCCGCCUUGCUGUCUCUCUCUGCCCCUCCAGGAGGCGGGCUGUCUGUGCAGGCAGUGAGCACGGUCGGGACUCCACCUGCCACGUCUCUUGCAUUUUCUCACCCUCACCUUUUACUGAGCGUUUGCUCUGAGCUAAGCAGUAAACCAGGAAGAUGGGGCCUCUGCCCUCACCUGGGCCUUGCUGUGGUCCUUCGACCAGACCUUGUGGGUGGGAGUGUCUCACCUUCAUCUCCUUCCCCAUCUUAGGGUUGGGGCAGCUAAGGUCCCACAGAGAUGACGGCGCUGGUCACAGCAGGCCGGCCUCUGGCAACCUCAUUCCAGGCCUGGGUGGCCGAGUGCCGAGAAAUACUGAUGGCAACUCUGGCAAGAAGGGGAAGAACUCAGGAACGCCAUCGAGGCUGGGCCGGGCAGGCCCCGAUGCAUCUUGGGAAAGCGUGCACUGGCAAGGGGGUGGCCUGGCUUUGCACCAGGAAGGGCGUCUCUUGUCUCAGUGGCAGCUGCAGCCAGCUCUGCUCAGCUCCACGCCCUCGGUGACCCUUACCUAUGCUUUCGCUUCCCGUGGUUUCCGUUACCCGAGAUCGACCUCGGUCUGAAAUUAUUAAACAGAAAAUUGCAGAAAUAACUCCUACAUUUGAAAUCGGUGACAUUUUGAGUCGCAGGAUGAACUCACGCCAUCCCGCUCUGUCCGCCCCGGACAUAAACCAUCCUUUGUCCAGUGUGUCCACACUGUUCACUAAACUCCCCGUUAGCUGUCCACGUUAUCAGAUCACCUGCGGCCAGGCCUGUGUUUGUCACCCUUAUUUUACUUAAUAGUGACUCACUCCCCUCACGUGGUCUCGUCACACAGGCCUCGUGUCAUCUCACAUCAUCACAAGAAGGGUGAGUCCAGUACAAGGUAUUCUGAGAGAGAGAACACGUUCCUAUAACUUU
Molecule: messenger RNA, 6933 nt
Organism: Myotis daubentonii (Daubenton's bat)
Lineage: Eukaryota; Metazoa; Chordata; Mammalia; Chiroptera; Vespertilionidae
Gene: DRAXIN
Product: dorsal inhibitory axon guidance protein
Biological process (GO): dorsal spinal cord development; forebrain development; commissural neuron differentiation in spinal cord
Cellular component (GO): extracellular region
Source: RefSeq, a predicted model, not a curated record